This is a messenger RNA of Zygosaccharomyces rouxii, 2235 nucleotides long. RefSeq names its product Dsf2p (gene DSF2). The transcript has a single exon. NCBI's taxonomy places the organism in Eukaryota, Fungi, Ascomycota, Saccharomycetes, Saccharomycetales, Saccharomycetaceae. The record is from RefSeq and is a predicted model, not a curated record. The coding region runs from base 1 to 2235 and encodes 744 amino acids. Gene Ontology annotation, molecular function: protein binding.
AUGGAUACGGAUCCAUUAGAAAUUCUGUCACUUUAUCAGUACGAAAGUGGAAGACACUCAAGCGUGGUUUCAUUUCAAAGUGUACAAACUGCAGAAAGACUGUUGGACAAGUUAGAAUUAAGUGCAGAAGAUGAGAGGUUGUUACAGUUGGCAUUGAAGGAAGAAAGAGAAAAAAAUGAAGCCGAGGAGAAGGAGAGAAACAGAGUACUUCAAAGGGAAAAGGAUGAAGAGGCAGACGCAGAAAGGCAAAGAGAAAGAGAGAAAGAAAGGGAACAAAGUCCUUUGUUAUGUUUACCUGCAUCAGGAUUCCCAUCUUUGAAGAACAGGUCUUUUGUUACGCCGAGAAGAGUUCUUACAGUUUCAGUAGCAGAUCCAUUGGGACAAGGCGAUAAAGGUUUAUGUACAGGUGCAGAACAACAUCUACCAACAAAAUCAAGAUAUUCCUAUUUUGUGGAAGAAGUUGAUUCCGAAGAUGAAGACAAUGAUACUCAUGAUAAUCAACCUUCACCAAGACCUAAGAAACCAUCAUUAGGUACAAACCCUCGGAAGAAAACAGUUAGAGCCGAGAUUUAUGGUGCAUUUAAUGUCGGUGUUGCCCCAAUUCAAAGAUCGAAUACAACGGCUACUGAAACUGCACCUGUAAGUAGAAGUACGAGUCGUAAAACGGUUAAUUUCGAAAAAUAUCGUAUGGAUACUUCAAAGCUUUUGUCAAAGUCACCAUCCUCUAAAAAGGCAAAGUUGUAUGAAAAUAACAGUAAUAACAGUUCAUCAACAGAAUUUGGUCAAAAUUCUUUGCUAUUUAGAUCUCAACAAUCUCUAUCAGAUGAGAGUGAAGGUUCCAUAGAUGGAUCAAGUGUGAAGCGUAAUAAUUCAUCAGCUACAACAAAAGUUAGUAGUGGUAAAGAUUCUACUACCGCAAGUCCGUUACACAUUUUUAAUACUGCGACCAGUUAUAAAUCAGAUGGCGGUGAUAGUCUACAAAACUCCAAUAAAGAAACUCCAACGAAAGCUACUCUAACGAGGGACACUCCAACUAAGAAUACCCCAACGAAGGAUGGAAAUGGACGUAGUCAUAGUAAGAAGAAAACUUCAUUCCACUUAAAGAAUUUGUUUAGAUCACAAAAGGCUUCAGGAAGAAAAGACUCUUUGAAUUCUAAAAGAAGUACAGAUGAUUUAGCUGAGAUGUCGGCAAUGAAUUCAGCAAAUACUUCCGCUACCACAAGUGUUGGUACAUCGGCUGCUAAUUCUCCACCAAAGGGUACACCCUUUCUUAAUAAUGCAAACAAAUCUCCGUUGUUUCGUAAAUUUGCUUUCCCAACUAAUACUACAGAACCACUUGAAGACAUACCAUCAUCACUGUCCUCAUCAUCCUCCUCAGCAAAACAAGGUUCACGGAUGCAGACUAGAGAUACCCAACAUUACAGAUCUUUAUCAGAUCAUCAUGCUAUUAAUAAAUCAAGUUCAAUCCCAACGAUUACCAAUGCUAACACACAGCCAUUCACACCAGGUUUAAGAAAUAGAAAAUUAUCAUUGGACAGUAGACAUAACGCCGGUCGAGUAUCUCGUUUUGACACCCCCUUAACUAGUGAUAAUAACAAUAACAAUAGCACUAACAAUAAUAAUAAUGAAGAUCGAAUUCAUGAUGCUGCAGGAUCGGCAAUUCAUUCAUCACCUUCGCUUCAUAGUAAGAGAACUAACAUUGCCAAUUUAGGUGAAUCUGCAAGAAAACUUCAUGAUGCUUGUAAUGACGGAAACGCAGAAGCAUGUUUCCUUUAUGGUAUGGCUUUGAGACAUGGAUAUGGUGUGAUUCCAGACCAAGAAGAAUCUUUCCACUACUUGUUUACAGCUACAGGCUUAAAAUCUGAAUUACACGAUGUAUUUGAAGUUGAAAUAAAUCCGUUUGAAUUAGAACGUAAUCAAUCUAUUCCAGAAAUUGCUCCUGAGCCAUCAGCACCUGCCAUUUACGAAUGUGCUAUCUCUUAUCUAAAAGGUUAUGGGAUGGAUCAUGAGGACGAAAUUAAAGGUUUAAAAUUUUUAGAAAAAGUGGCAUCAAUGGGUCAUUUAGAUGCCAUGUGUUUGAGUGGUACCAUUUGGUCAAAGAAAUCUAGCGUAAGGCGGAAGGAUUUGGCAAGAGCAGCUGCAUGGUUUAGAAUUGCAGAGAAAAGGGGUGCUCAUCUAAUUGGAGCAGAAUGGAUCUACAAGGAUAAAUAUAUCCAAAUGGCAAAAAAUUAUUGA